ACGUAGUCGCGUUCCCAUUCCACGUAGCGCGGCGCUACUAUCACGGCUCGUCAUCGUCAUUCAAUCGUACGUACUCACGCGCGCGGUACGCACAUGCACACACGCGUGCCGACAGAAGAUCGCGAUUGUCGUCGUAUUAUCGGUCCGGUUCGGUAACCACCACCGCGGUACACGGACGCGGCUUGCAGCUGCAACUACAGCAGUGGUCGUAACGACAACAACCACAACAGUAAUAUUUCUUUCGUUAUCACGCCGUCCGUCGCACGCGCGCCCCGCUUAUCUCUCGCGCGCUCGCCGACCGUGCGGAUAUAUAGAGUCCCGCGUUCGCCGCCGGCGAGUGAGUUAUUUUCGAUCGUCGAAGCGCCAUCGGUCGUUUCCGCGUCCGCCUAAAACCGUAUAAUUAUAAUAUUAUCGUUAGAUUUUGAUCGUUUUGAUUUCGCUCAUCUCCGUUUGUCGUACUCGGUAGAAGCUGCAGCAGCGUCACUAGCCGUCUUUGCCGUUCGACUUUGCGGUCCUCUUCCUCGGGCGCCGGAACACGCGCACUUCUAACCGCGGACGGCCCGUCGGGUACGUCGAACCCGGAAAUACCGCCGGCUGCACGACCGAGCUGCAAUACUAUUAUACGACACGAUAAAUCGUCAUUAUAGCUGCACACUAACCCGCUAUUCGGCAAUAACCGGCACUUACAUUGCACCAGGGCUUCGCAGUCUUCGGUUGGUGAUCGGCACUCAGGGUUGAAUAUACUACCACUGACAUGGUACUGAUGGUAUCAGUCCCGGAACUAUUCGUCGUAAUCGGCGUAGCAGCGUUGGUGACUUUGACACAAUCCGCCGCAGUCGUCGGAAACAAUAAACAACAGUUAUUGAUAAACUCGGAACAGCUGUCCGAAGCCGAAUACGGACGCUGCGAUGACGGUCCCGUGAUCAACUGCCGUACUCUGCCUCUGUUUAACUACACUGAACUGUCACCGCCGCCUGUUGGAACCGACGCCGCCGGUGAUAUACAACAAGAUGUCAAUUGCCCGUACAAAAACUUGGAACGACAUUUUCGUUGCGUGGACGUGUUCACCCGACGAUGCUUGACGCCCGAACAACGAGGAGCCUUUUAUUCACUGUACACCGUUCCGACGUUGGACAUGCAAGAGUUGUGCACCGAGGGCGGGCCCUACAGGAAAGAAUACUUGAAACACGCAGCUUGCCUGCGUACAGUGCACAGCGAGUACGUGCAGUGCGGACGUCGACACCAGUCCGAGUUGGCCGCCCUAAUGCUGGACCAGGUGCAACAAAUAGGAGGCGACGGAACUCUGCCUUCGACCGCGUCGCCGUUCGCUGGAGCCGAACAGAUAACCCAGAACCUGGCCCGCCUGUGUGGAUCAUUCAGAGGACACUUGCAGUGCGUGCACGGUAUUGUUCGGGCUACUUGUGGACAACAGACCGAAGAGUUCGCCAAUCAGUUUCUUAGUCAAAUGGCGUCUUCACUUUUGAACAUCUGUGACAAAUACGCAAACGGCGUGAACGGAGGGGUGUCCCGGUCACCGUCCUCCAGCGCCGCCCGGACGACCGGAACCACGACCACGGGGUUGGUCGUUUUACAGACAACGGUCGUUAUGGCAUUUUCGUUCCGACGGUGGUGAUGAAUUCUGGCAGCCAUCGCACAUCCGCUAUAUAGGGGAGGACGAUGUUUGUUUUACAAACAAAAACGAUGAACGCCAUCGGUUUCGCCAUUAUAUGUUUUAUUGACCGCACAGCUCCUCGCCACGGUUUUUCAUACACCUACCACGAUUAUUCUUGCCUACUUUAUAGAUGAUAAUUAUACGUAGAUAAUUAUUGUUAUUAUUACGAUUAUUACUAUUAAGCUAUUUUCACUAUAUUAUUAUUAUGUUUAUUGUGUAUUAAUUUAUCGUCGUUACUAUUAUAAUGCUUUAAUGUUAUACUGUGUAUAACAUGAACUGUAUAAUAUCGUGAUGUGUAUUAUUUCGGGAGUGUUGAUUAUUAUUUAAUAUUAUUAUUAGGCAUAUUAUUAUAAUUUUGUUUUGUUUGUUUGUAUACGCGCGAUACUGUAUCGCGGCAGUCUCAUUAAAACAAUCUAGUGAAUAAAAUAAAAAUUUUAUUUUGCUUGAUCAA
This is a messenger RNA of Aphis gossypii (cotton aphid), 2123 nucleotides long. RefSeq lists its product as uncharacterized. The transcript has 7 exons. The record is from RefSeq and is a predicted model, not a curated record. Bases 755 to 1633 code for a protein of 292 amino acids. NCBI's taxonomy places the organism in Eukaryota, Metazoa, Arthropoda, Insecta, Hemiptera, Aphididae.